Molecule: messenger RNA, 841 nt
Organism: Oppiella nova
Lineage: Eukaryota; Metazoa; Arthropoda; Arachnida; Sarcoptiformes; Oppiidae
Source: the annotation of a GenBank genome assembly
AUGGGAACGACAAACAGGUAUUGACUUCCCUUUCCUCUGUGGCUGAAGUGAUCAGCAAAGCGUGUGUUCACUAAAUCAUCACUUAAUUGGUCCCAAAUCAGUGACACUAACCGGCAGUCACACAACACUCCCACACAAUGGGUGCCUAUAAGUACAUCCAAGAGAUCUGGCGCCACAAGCAGUCGGAUGUGAUGCGAUUCCUCCUACGGCUGAGGUGUUGGCAAUACAGACAGCUUAAUGUCAUCCAUCGGUGUCCCCGUCCGACCCGCACAGAGAAGGCCAGACGUCUUGGAUAUCGAGCCAAACAGGGAUUCGUUGUCUACAGAGUCCGCAUCAGACGCGGUGGCCGUAAGAAGCAGGUGCCCAAAGGUGCCACUUAUGGUAAGCCUAAGAACCACGGCGUGAAUGAACUGAAGCCGCGCCGCAACCAUCAGGCGAUCGCCGAAGAGCGGGUCGGCCGACGAGUGGCUAAAGCGCUGCGAGUGUUGGGCUCGUAUUGGGUGACACAGGACUCGUGCUUCAAAUACUUCGAGGUGAUUUGUAUCGAUCCGUUCCACAAAGCGAUCCGAAGAGACCCGAAAGUGAAUUGGAUUUGUGCGCCGACACAGAAGCACCGGGAGCUUAGAGGCCUGACCAGCGCUGGUAAGAAACAUAGGGGUCUGAGAGGACGCGGACACGGCUAUAGCAAAGUGAUCGGUGGCUCACGUCGUGCUAAUUGGCGCCGAAGACAGACAUUACAGUUGCGCCGAAAGCGAUAAUCAAUUGAUCACUUGUUUGAGACUCUGAUUCGUAACUGUAUUUCAAAACCAGAAAUUAAUAAUAAAAUUAACUUUCACUUUGA